AUGAACAUCAUUUCAAUAUCUGCUUUGCUUUUUUCCAUCUGCCAAUUGGUCCGGAGCGCCUCAAACUGCAUUGAAUUGAUGAGUGGAAACAGUUUUGGUCUCUUCUGUCCCUCCUACUCCGGCUCCCUUCCCCUCGAUAUUCCGACCGGGAAGCGAUACUCAAAGCUCCAGAUUGAGUCUGCGAAUUUCCCCUACGGAGGUGCAGUUCUCUCCAAGGUAAACUUCACCAGCCUUGAGAGUCUUACCUACUUGCGUAUUACGUCUUCCGGCAUUGAGAGGAUUGAUCCCGACGCAUUUUUCAAUCUCAAACAACUUACGCAUCUUGAUCUAUCCAAGAAUCGCCUCACCUUCAUCGAACCUGGCACAUUUAGGGGACUGAAGCUGAAAAAGCUCAUUCUCUCGGGCAACAGUGGCUUGAAGCUGUCAUCUUCAGCUUUUUCUGGAGCAAAAAUAUUCAACUUUGUCGCCAAAGACUGCAAUUUUCAUUCCAUUUCCUUUACCCUCUUCAAACAAAGUGGUACGCGGCAUAUCAGUCUUGUAAACAACAGAAUUCGUACGCUAUCAGAGGAAUUCUCCGUUCUCAUCAUACCGUCGGAUGGAAGUUGGGGUUCAGUCGAUCUGUCCAACAACAGCCUAGUUUGUGAUUGUGGUCUUCUCUGGCUAGCCCAGCUCCUUGAUAAACAACGUAGAUAUAUGGAUGAUGCUUCUUCUGAACUCGUCAGCGUACGCUCUCCCAGAUAUCCUCGUGAAACGACAGAAGAGGAAGUGUUCAAACCAAUGUAUCGGUUAAAUCUUACCUGUUCAGCACCGAAACACCUUGUGCAGCAGCGAUUUCCUCUUCCUGGUGAAUUUGAUUGCCCUGCACCUCAAGUAACUGGAAUAGAUAUUGCCAUAAUUGGAAAAUUGAUGGAGACGGUUCAGCUGACAUGCCACGCUAGAGGACGCCCAAUGCCAAACGUUGCUUGGGCAUUCCAACAGCACAACCAGGAAGUGCAUCGAAUUGUAAAGUCUCCCACACAGCUGCCUCCGUGGGGCGGUGAUCAGAUGAUGGAUGUGUCGAUUGGGCUAAAUGUGAGUUUGCGGGAGUUUCAAGCACGCGAUUUCUCAUGCAUAGCCUGGUCUGACUUAGGACUAAACAAGCCAGUACAGGUUUCACCCUCACAGGAUAACUGGCUCAACGAAAGUCCCAGCUCCUCAUCUUCUAUUGUACCACGAGGUCCUCUUCCCCCGGAGAAGGCUCAUCGAGUCGGUGUUCGUUUAAGCGGUUUACACAUUGACAACCAUGAAGGUCUCGCUGAACUGUUGCAAGGAUCGACAACUAACGAUUCGGCGUUCGAUAGAAGCGGUGAGUUAUCGGCCAAAGGUUCUACCGACUUCAGUCCAUACCAACAAUUAUUUAUUCGUCGCUUCACUCCACUGGAUCUCAUAGGCGCCAUCAUUGGAACCUUUAUAACCACUCUGAUUCUACUAUGCAUAAUCACCAGAUGCGUUCCGCACUGUUAUCGCAGAAAAUCCCACCCAUCCAAACACAUUCUAUUACAGUAUGAAAGGAAGCAGGUAUUGACGCCCUUUUUGAAGGAAGAAAACAAAAAUGAGUCAGACAUUGUAGAGCAAAACAAAGGUCAACCUCAGCAACAACAACAGCAGCAACGACAAGAGCAACAGUCGGCGUAUUUUGGUGAGGCAGCAACCACAGUUGGUUCGGGAUCUGGCCCGGCAUAUUGGCCAGUGCAGGACUACGCCUACUCCACCCACGAGUACGACGUGCCGGGGAUGACGGAUCCACUGGCCGGAGCCAUGCCUCUCUCCCCCCACCCAAUGAUGGGAAUGUCCAACGCUACGGGCACCCUGGUGCGACGAGGGCGGCCUAUGUCUACUGCAAGUCUGCACCCGAGUGCUAUUCAGACCCCCUAUCUCUUUCCCAAAGCAGCCACCUCAACCACAGGUCUCAUUCUGCCUCCUGUGGCCACAGUCCCACCCCUAGGAGUCGUCGCCUCUCCCUUCCUCUCCUACGCCACUGUACCUCAACCACCCUUGCCGAGUCAACAGCCCCCUGUCUACUUCGGCCAUAAUCACCAGCUCUCACUAAGUGCACUGCCCAACGGCCAACUGGUAAUGACGCCUACAAUGAGUCGCAACGUGAACGGUGCAGCAUCGCAGCAGUUUGAGGAGCCCGAGGCGUGCGUAGAGAGCAGCGUGACCAGUUGCAACUCCGAGAAGAGUGCGACUGAGCGUCUCAUCGGGGCAUCAGGGGGAGUGCCGCCGACGCAGCAGCACAAGUGA
Messenger RNA from Echinococcus granulosus, 2283 nucleotides. RefSeq names its product Slit 1 protein. Lineage: Eukaryota; Metazoa; Platyhelminthes; Cestoda; Cyclophyllidea; Taeniidae. Gene Ontology annotation, molecular function: protein binding. The record is from RefSeq and is a predicted model, not a curated record. The coding region runs from base 1 to 2283 and encodes 760 amino acids. The transcript has a single exon.